This is a messenger RNA of Symbiodinium sp. CCMP2592, 1830 nucleotides long. Lineage: Eukaryota; Dinophyceae; Suessiales; Symbiodiniaceae. The record is from the annotation of a GenBank genome assembly.
AUGGCGACGGUGGCAUCUGUUCCUACAGAUGGGGAUGUGGUGCCAGAGGAUGUAAAUGUCCUGGUACCGAAGGAAGAUGCACCCGGCCCCCAACCCUGGCAAUCCAUGAAGAUCUUGUGCUUCACGUGGAAUAUGGGUGAUGCCAAGCCGGCCGAGGAAGAACUAGAGCACUGGCUGCCAAAGAAGGGAGGAGACUACGAUCUUGUGGCUGUUGGAGUUCAGGAGUGCAGCUACGAUCCGGGCAGCAGCCCGUCUCGCAACCCGAAACGCCGGAAGUCAUUGAAAGGCAGUGGCAAGGUUCAGCUUCCCAUGCUCUCCGGGGCUGUGGAAGAGGCCUGGCACACUUUGGGUAGCAGUCCCCGCUCCAGCGACAAGAGCCCUGAGCGACGAGUCCGGGAUGUCCGGGAGGAAGCCUUCACUUUCCAUUGGGAUGACAUCCUGGCAGAAAGGCUUGGUGAUGGAUUUACAAGGGUUCAGCAGGUGGUCCUCAUGAGUAUGCGCCUCCUCGUCUUUGCGCGGACGGAGUACUGCGAUGGCACCUUCGAGUGGUGUGGUGGCCCCCUGGUGCACUCUGUGCAGCAAACAUACUCUGCAACAGGGUUGAUGGCCGGCACUGUCGGGAACAAGGGCGGUCUUGUGGUGACGUUGCAAUUUGGGCCGACCCGGCUAUGCUUCGUAAGCUGCCACCUAGCUGCCCACCUCAACGCAGGAGAAAAGCGGAACAGCGACUGCCGGGAGAUACUGCAGGAGACAUGGCCGGUGUGUCAUCCCGACUUGGAUCUCUCCUGCGAGUUCGACCACUGCUUUUGGUUUGGGGAUCUGAACUAUAGGCUUGACCUGGCCAUGUCUGAGCCCAGAGAACUCCCAACGGUGGCUUUGGGCAAGGCAAAGCCCACCUCGGGAAAGGAGAUCCAGACAGGGCCUUCCACCUUGUCGGCUCCUUCAAACCCCUCCAGGCCCGAUCACUUCAGCGCCAUCCUGGACAUGGUCGAAGGGCAGCUCUUUGAUGAGCUGAUGCGGCAUGACCAGCUAAGGCUCUACCGGCAAGCAGGGAAGGCCUUCGUGGGAUUCCGGGAGGGCAACCCAAGCUUCCCUCCGACCUUCAAGGUUGAAAGAGCCAGCGGCACGAAGCACCAAGAGGAGAGAACUCCCUCUUACUGUGAUCGCAUUCUCUGGAAAUCCUUGGAUUCCCUCGAAGGCUGUGUUACCCAGCAGGAGUUGGCAUCACCAGCGGAGGUGACCACCAGCGAUCACAAGCCGGUCUUCGCACGUUUUAAAGUGGAAGCGCCUGCCUCUCUUGGGCAGCUUUUCCAGAAGCAGCUGAGCGCUCAGCUCUCGCCCGAGAAAUUUCCGGUUGUGCGGGUUACCCACCUAAAGGCACGAGGAGUGCCCUCUGGACAAGGAGCAAAGUUCCGCGUGCUCUUCAUCGUAACACCGCUGGAGCUGAACACCGCAAGAUAUGAGAGUGCAGUGAGGCACAUGCGUGAGCCAAUAUGGAGGGCGGAUGAGCUGCCUGUCCUGCGGCCCGCAGCAACGUGUCAGGACGAGUUGAACAGCUGUUCUGUGAUUCUUGUCCUGUACAACAAGAACAUCAGAUUAGGUUCCGUAGGUUUGCGCUUUCCUGGAUACGACUCUUCCCACACUCUGUCUGGGCAGCGCUUUCACUUGGAUUUCGACAAGCCUAUUGUGAACAGGAAUUGUUCGUUCGCAACAGGCCAUCUUUCGGGGAGGUUAGAAGUGGACUGGAGUGAGGAGGCAAUACACGCUGCAAACCUGGCAGCGAGGCUUCCGGCCAAGCCACAGCAGCGGGCAUGCUGCACCCUGCAGUGA